AGAAGCGAGGGGCGGAGACACAAGAUGGCGGGCAUGGUACUGGCGGCGACGCGCUUGCUGCGGGGCUCGGGUUCUUGGGGUCACUCCCGUUUGAGGUUUGGACCCCCUGCAUGCAGGCAGUUCAGUAGCGGUGGUGCCUAUCCCAACAUCCCCCUGUCUUCUCCCCUACCCGGCGUACCCAAGCCUGUGUUUGCUACAGUCGAUGGACAGGAAAAAUUCGAAACCAAAAUUACCACACUGGAUAACGGGCUUCGUGUGGCAUCCCAAAAUAAGUUUGGGCAAUUUUGUACCGUGGGAAUACUUAUUAAUUCAGGAUCGAGAUAUGAAGCAAAGUAUCACAGUGGAAUUGCUCACUUUUUGGAAAAAUUGGCAUUUUCGUCUACUGCUCGAUUUGGCAACAAAGAUGAAAUUCUGCUCACCUUGGAAAAGCACGGGGGCAUCUGUGACUGCCAGACGUCCAGGGACACCACCAUGUACGCAGUGUCUGCUGACGCCAAGGGCUUGGACACUGUGGUGGGCUUGCUGGCGGACGUGGUCUUACAGCCCCAGCUGACAGAUGAGGAGCUGGAGAUGACGCGAAUGGCUGUGCAAUUUGAGCUGGAGGACCUCAACAUGAGACCAGACCCGGAGCCGCUGCUCACCGAGAUGAUCCACGAGGCUGCUUACCGGGAAAACACGGUGGGCCUCCACCGCUUCUGUCCCCCAGAAAACAUAGCGAAGAUCGACCGGGCAGCCCUCCAUGCCUACCUGCGGAACUACUACACACCUGACCGCAUGGUGCUGGCCGGGGUGGGCGUCGAGCACGAACGCUUGGUUGAGUGUGCCCGCCGGCACCUUCUGGGCCUCUGCCCGGCCUGGGGCAGUAAGGGGGCUGUGGACGUGGACAGGUCGGUGGCACAAUACACCGGAGGCAUUGUCAAGCUGGAACGAGACAUGUCCAACGCCAGCCUGGGCCCUACUCCCAUCCCGGAGCUCACGCACGUCAUGGUGGGCCUGGAGAGCUGCUCCUUUCUGGAGGAAGACUUCAUCCCGUUUGCCGUGCUGAACAUGAUGAUGGGCGGGGGCGGCUCCUUCUCGGCUGGCGGGCCCGGGAAGGGCAUGUUCACCAGGCUCUACCUCAAUGUGCUCAACAGACACCACUGGAUGUACAAUGCCACGUCCUACCACCAUAGCUAUGAGGACACAGGCCUGCUGUGCAUCCAUGCCAGUGCGGACCCUCGGCAGGUUCGAGAGAUGGUGGAGAUCAUCACAAAGGAAUUCAUUUUAAUGGGCGGAGCUGUGGACAGGGUGGAGCUGGAGCGCGCCAAGACGCAGCUGUCAUCCAUGCUCAUGAUGAAUCUGGAGUCCCGGCCCGUGAUCUUCGAGGAUGUCGGGAGGCAGGUGUUGGCCACGCGAUCCAGAAAGUUGCCCCAUGAGCUAUGUGCCCUCAUCAAUAACGUGACGUCAGAGGACAUCAAGAGAGUGGCCUCUAAGAUGCUCCGCGGGAAGCCUGCAGUGGCUGCACUAGGUGACCUGAGUGACCUGCCCACAUAUGAGCAUAUUCAGGCGGCCCUGUCCAGCCGUGACGGACGUCUGCCCAGGACAUACAGGCUCUUCCGAUAG
Chrysochloris asiatica (Cape golden mole) is the source of this 1602-nucleotide messenger RNA. RefSeq names its product peptidase (mitochondrial processing) alpha (gene PMPCA). The transcript has 13 exons. Gene Ontology annotation, cellular component: mitochondrion. NCBI's taxonomy places the organism in Eukaryota, Metazoa, Chordata, Mammalia, Afrosoricida, Chrysochloridae. Gene Ontology annotation, molecular function: metal ion binding; metalloendopeptidase activity. The coding region runs from base 25 to 1602 and encodes 525 amino acids. The record is from RefSeq and is a predicted model, not a curated record.